CACCAGUCCAAAGAUCACAUGCCCUGCCCCCCUCGCCUUCUCUCUCUCUCUCUCUCUUCUCUCCAACCCUCUUCUCAAACGCACGAAACCCACUCUAUAUUCUUGAACUCAUCCCGCUUCGCUUCGGGGCUCCGAGUCGCCGGAGAAUCGGAAACCGGCUCCCUUUCCCCGGAGGCUUCGGGGAGCUCCCAUGGCGGAGGAGCCAGGCUCUGGAGCUCCGGAGCACGACAAGGCCGAUCGAGAGGGGUCUCCGGAGAGCUCUUCUUGUCCUCCUCUUGAGGCUGAGGGGGGUGAUUCCAAAACCCUCGGCUCACCCGAUUCCUCCUCCCAACCCGGCGGAGAUGGAGGAAGCGCCGGCGACCGUCGCUCCUUCUCGCAGCUCCUCGCGGGGGCCAUGGCAUCGGCGGCGCCGGGGAGCGCCGGUGUCGCCCCGUUCCUCACCGUGCCUGUUGUCACCAUCCCCUGCUACAUCGCCCCCGCCGCGGGGCUCGCGGGGCAGUUUGCAAUGACGCAUCAAGCAGUCUUGGCAUCUGUCAUGGCUCAGGCACUGAUGCAAUUGCAAAAAGCAUAUCCCUCUUCCUCAUCAGAGUUCUUAAGAAACUCUGUAACACAACCUCAAAUAUCCAACAUUACUCUGUUGCCAUUGCAACAAGACCCAUUGCCUGUAGCAGGGAACAAUGCCUGUGCACCACAGAUGGAGCAGCCACCUUCAUCUGACCAGAAACCUCAGUCUGCUUCUAUUGUUGUAAAGACAAGCUCUGACGAUGAAAAGACUAGCUCAGAUGAUGAUUACAACUGGCGGAAAUAUGGUCAGAAACAGGUGAAGAACAGCGAGAAUAUCAGAAGCUAUUAUAGAUGUGCAUAUGCUAACUGUUCUGUUAAGAAGAAGGUCGAAUGCUGUCAAGAUGGCCAUGUCGCUGACAUAGUUUACAGCGGCUGUCACAAUCAUGAACCACCCCUGAGAGUUAGAAGCUCUAGAGAGAGAAAGGCAAAACGUAGUGCCCCAUCUGUGGUAAAUAAAAAAAUAGAUCUUCCAGGAGCAGAAAAUAAUGCAACAGUUUCUUCUGCAUCUAAACUACCGCACAGUUCUGGUAAUGAAACCCUCGAACAACAUUUACCCUGUUCAGAUGGCCAUGAAGGAGAUUCUGCGGUGAAGACUGAAGAAGAUCUUGGUGAUAAACCAGAUCCAAAGAGAAGAAGCACUGAAAACACCAUUCUUGAUCUAGCUCCUGUACUCAAAACUAUUAGAGAGACUAAAGUUAUAUUGCAGACAGCAUGUGAUGUGAGCCUAACAAGUGAUGGCUACAGGUGGAGGAAGUAUGGGCGGAAAUUUGUGAAAGGAAAUCCAAAUCCCAGAAGCUACUAUAGGUGCACCCAUAUUGGAUGUCCUGUACGUAAACAUGUAGAGAGGUCUUCUGAGGAUGCAAAAUCUUUGCUCAUAACAUAUGAAGGCAAGCACAACCAUGAGUUGCCACCCCUAAAAGAUGGCAGCAAUCCACCUGAUAGCGCUCUUCUUACCGCUGCUGCUGCGACUGCUAUGACCACUAAUGAGCAAACACCAAAAAAUGUCCCCUUGUUAUAUGAAACACCCACAACCAAAUGGUUGCCGGAUGUGGAUGGGAAGGUAUCUAAUGAGCAGGUUCAAGAGCUUGGAGGUGAGAAAGCAAUAGAAUCUGCCCAGACUCUUCUAACUAUGGGACUAAGUGCAACUUCAGAAAACGCUGGCAGUAAAAAUUCAGGAGGUAUUCAGCAGCCUCGUUCAAAUGGGAACUGCGCAAUAGUUCCGGUCGAAAACUCGUGAAUGGAUAGGUCCAUUUAGUUUGUUAUAUCAUUCUGCUGUAUUUUCUUUAUUUUCACUCCUAUUGGAUGCCUAUGUUAUAUAAAUACUUUCCUUCAGUGCAGUUGUUGAGCUGCUUCUAAUUUCCCAAUAUCAUACUACAAAAGACAUUUUUUUCAAAUGUAUUGGUU
This is a messenger RNA of Phoenix dactylifera (date palm), 1968 nucleotides long. Its product is annotated as putative WRKY transcription factor 4. Gene Ontology annotation, molecular function: sequence-specific DNA binding; DNA-binding transcription factor activity. NCBI's taxonomy places the organism in Eukaryota, Viridiplantae, Streptophyta, Magnoliopsida, Arecales, Arecaceae. Gene Ontology annotation, biological process: regulation of DNA-templated transcription. The record is from RefSeq and is a predicted model, not a curated record.